Molecule: messenger RNA, 3549 nt
Organism: Sorex araneus (European shrew)
Lineage: Eukaryota; Metazoa; Chordata; Mammalia; Eulipotyphla; Soricidae
Gene: MED24
Product: mediator complex subunit 24
Exons: 27
Coding region: 243-3269 (1008 amino acids)
Cellular component (GO): mediator complex
Molecular function (GO): transcription coregulator activity
Source: RefSeq, a predicted model, not a curated record
CUAGAGCUAGGUUGUCCGUGCUCUGGUUCCAGGAAGGGGGUUCGGAAGGACGGAACCUGACAGGGUCCCUGCCUUACCCGCGUCUCUAGCUCCUCUUCCUCGCUAGUCUUCCCGUGUUUCCUCCGUGCCAGUCCAUUCUGCCCGCCCCCCUCCUCUUCCUCGGAAUCGCCUUUCCCCUCGUCUCGCAAGAUUUCCCCCACCUCUAGACUGACAGCCCCGGGCCCCGCCUCGUCCGUGAAAUCAUGAAGGUGGUGAAUCUGAAGCAAGCAAUUCUGCAAGCCUGGAAGGAGCGAUGGAGCGACUACCAGUGGGCCAUCAACAUGAAGAAAUUCUUCCCUAAAGGCGCCACCUGGGAUAUUCUCAACCUCGCAGAAGCACUCCUGGAGCAGGCUAUGAUCGGACCUUCCCCCAACCCUCUCAUCCUGUCCUACCUGAAGUAUGCCAUUAGCUCCCAGAUGGUGUCCUGCUCCUCGGUGCUCACAGCUAUCAGCAAGUUUGACGACUUCUCUCGGGACCUGUGUGUCCAGGCGCUGCUGGACAUCUGGGACAUGUUUUGUGACCGACUGAGCUGUCAUGGCAAAGCCGAGGAGUGCGUGGGGCUCUGCCGGGCCCUCCUUAGCGCCCUCCACUGGCUGCUGCGCUGCACUGCAGCCUCUGCCGAGCGGCUCCGGGAGGGCCUGGAAGGCGGCUCGCCGGCGGCGGGGGAGAAGCUGCUCACCAUGUGCCUGCAGCGCCUGGAGAAGACCCUCAACAGCACCAAGAACCGGGCCCUGCUGCACAUCGCCAAGCUGGAGGAGGCCUCAUUGCAUACAUCCCAGGGACUUGGGCUGGGUGGCGCCCGAGCCAGUCAACCAACAGCCUCCUGGACCGCCAUCGAGCAUUCGCUCCUGAAGCUCGGGGACACCCUGGCCAGCCUCAGCAGCCCCCAGCUCCGGAGCCAGGCGGAACGCUGCGGCACCCUCAUCAGGAGCAUCCCCACCAUGCUGUCCGUGCGCUCCCCGCCGCUGCACAAGACCAGCUUCCCCACUGUGCACGCCGUCGUGCUGCUCGAGGGCACCAUGAACCUGACGGGCGAGAUGCAGCCCCUGGUGGAGCAGCUGAUGAUGGUGAAGCGCAUGCAGCAUAUCCCCACCCCACUCUUUGUCCUGGAGAUCUGGAAAGCCUGCUUCGUGGGGCUGAUUGAGUCUCCAGAGGGCACGGAGGAGCUCAAGUGGACGGCGUUCACCUUCCUCAAGAUCCCCCAGGUUUUGGUGAAGUUGAAGAAGUAUUGUCAUGGGGACAAGGACUUCACCGAAGAUGUCAACUGUGCUUUUGAGUUCCUGCUGAAGCUCACCCCGUUGCUGGACAAAGCUGACCAUCGCUGCAACUGUGACUGCACCAACUUCCUGCUACAGGAGUGCAGCAAGCAGGGGCUGCUGUCCGAGGCCAGCGUGGCCAACCUCAUGGCCAAGCGCACAGCUGACCGCGAGCAGGCGCCUCACCUGAAAUCAGGGGAAAACGCCAACAUCCAGCCGAACCCGGGACUGAUCCUCCGGGCGGAGCCCACUGUCACCAACAUCCUCAAGACGAUGGACGCGGACCACUCCAAGUCCCCGGAGGGGCUGCUGGGCGUCCUGGGCCACAUGCUGUCUGGGAAGAGCCUGGACUUGUUGCUGGCUGCUGCCGCCGCCACUGGGAAGCUCAAGUCGUUCGCCCGGAAAUUCAUCAACCUGAAUGAGUUCACGACGCACGGCAGUGAAGAAGGCGUCAAAGCGGCCUCGGUGCGUGCCCUGCUCUUCGACAUCUCCUUCCUCAUGCUGUGCCACGUGGCCCAGACCUACGGGUCGGAGGUGAUUCUGUCCGAGUCGAGCAUGGGGGCCGAGGUGCCUUUCUUUGAGACCUGGAUGCAGACGUGCAUGCCCGAGGAGGGCAAAAUCCUGAACCCCGACCACCCCUGCUUCCGGCCCGACUCCACCAAAGUGGAGACUCUGGUGGCCCUGCUCAACAGCUCCUCGGAGAUGAAGCUGGUGCAGAUGAAGUGGCACGAAGCCUGUCUCAGCAUCUCAGCGGCCAUCCUGGAGAUCCUCAAUGCCUGGGAGAAUGGGGUGCUGGCCUUCGAGUCCAUCCAGAAAAUCACGGAUAACAUCAAGGGCAAGGUCUGCAGCCUGGCCGUGUGCGCGGUGGCGUGGCUGGUGGCCCACGUGCGGAUGCUGGGGCUGGAUGAGCGGGAGAAGUCUCUGCAGAUGAUCCGCCAGCUGGCCGGCCCGCUAUACAGCGAGAACACGCUGCAGUUCUACCAGGAGAGGGUGGUGAUCAUGAGCUCCAUCCUGGAGCACAUGUGUGCAGAUGUGCUGCAGCAGACGGCCACACAGAUCAAGUUCCUGUCGCCCGGCAUGGACAGCAUGCCCUACUGGAACCCGCUGCCCCCGCGGCGGCCUAUCCGCGAGGUACUGAGCGGCGUGUUUGCCCGCGUGCUGGAGAAGGGCUGGGUGGACAGCCGCGCCAUUCACGUCUUCGACGCCCUGCUGCACAUGGGCGGCGCCUACUGGUUCUGCAACAACCUCGUCAAGGAGCUGCUAAAGGAGACCCGCAAGGAGCACACGCUGCGGGCCGUGGAGCUGCUCUUUUCCAUCUUCUGCCUGGACAUGCCGCAGGUCACCCUGGUCCUGCUGGGCCACAUCCUGCCUGGCCUGCUCACGGACUCGGCCAAGUGGAACAGCCUCAUGGACCCGCCCGGCACGGCCCUGGCCAAGCUCGCCGUCUGGUGCGCCCUCAGCUCCUACUCCUCCCACAAGGGACAGGCGUCCUCCCGCCAGAAGAAGAGGCACCGCGAGGACAUUGAGGACUACACCAGCCUUUUCCCGGUGGACGACGUGCAGCCGUCCAAGCUGAUGCGUCUGCUGAGCUCCAAUGACGAAGACCCCAACCUCCUGUCCAGCCCCACUGAGCGACCCAUGAACAGCUCCUUGUCGGCCUCGCAGCUGCACACGGUGAACAUGCGGGACCCACUGAACCGUGUCCUAGCCAACCUGUUCCUGCUGCUCUCGUCCACCCUGGGCGCGCGCACGGCCGGCCCGCACACGCAGUUCGCGCGCUGGUUCCUGGAGGAGUGCGUGGAGUGCCUGGAGCAGGGCGGCCGCGGCAGCAUCCUGCAGUUCAUGCCCUUCACCACGGUGUCCGAGCUGGUGAAGGUGUCAGCCAUGUCCAGCCCCAAGGUGGUCCUGGCCAUCACGGACCUCAGCCUGCCCCUGGGCCGCCAGGUGGCUGCCAAGGCCAUUGCUGCCCUCUGAGGGUCUGGGGGAGCCUGGGAGGGGGUCCCAGCCCCUGAUCCCUCAGCAGGGAACGCUGAGCCGUCCUUGCUCGGCCGCGUGUCAGAGCCGGGUCAGCAUCGCGGGCCUCCCGCGCCUGCCCGCUGCCCACUCGUGGCCUCACCCCCCUUUCUUGCGUGAUUUCCCGUGCAGCCCCUCCUGAGGGUCGGGCACCCGGGGCCGGGAGAGAUUCUCUAUUUUUGUACCGCGGGAGGGAAGCUCCCCUCAGCAUAGUUGUGCAAAUAAAGAGCCUCGUGCGUCC